AUGCCCGAGAUUACCAUCACUGGCUGGACUACCCGGGACGUGCGGUUUCCCACGUCCCUGGACAAGACUGGCUCUGAUGCCAUGAACGCUGCCGGCGACUAUUCUUCUGCGUACUGUAUUCUGCAGACGGACUCGGAGUUCAGUGGCCACGGCAUGACCUUCACCAUUGGCCGUGGUAAUGACAUUGUCUGCGCAGCCAUCAACCACGUCGCGGACCGCAUCAAGGGCCGCACCCUCUCCUCUCUGGUCGAGGACUGGGGCAAGACGUGGAGGCACCUGGUCAAUGACAGCCAGCUGCGGUGGAUUGGACCGGAAAAGGGCGUCAUCCACCUUGCCCUCGGCGCCGUGGUCAACGCCAUCUGGGACCUCUGGGCCAAGGUGCUCGGCAAGCCCGUUUGGCGGAUCGUGGCCGACUUCACGCCCGAAGAGUUUGUGCGCUGCAUCGACUUUCGCUACAUUACCGACGCCGUCACCCCCGAGGAGGCUCUGGCCCUGCUCCGCGACGUCGAGGGCGGCAAGGAGGAGCGCAUCCAGGACGCCCUGGCCAGCCGCGCCGUCCCCGCCUACACCACCAGCGCCGGCUGGCUCGGCUACGGCGAGGCCAAGAUGAAGGCCCUGCUGUCCGAGACCCUGGCCCACGGCUACAAGUACUUCAAGAUCAAGGUCGGCGGCAACCUCGAGCAGGACAAGCACCGCCUGGCCAUUGCCCGCGACGUCAUUGGCUACGACCGCGGCAACGUCCUCAUGGUGGACGCCAACCAGGUCUGGAGCGUGCCCGAGGCCAUUGCCUACAUGAAGGAGCUCUCCGAGUUCAAGCCGUGGUUCAUUGAGGAGCCCACGUCGCCCGACGACAUCCUGGGCCACAAGGCCGUGCGCGAGGCCCUCAAGCCCUACGGCAUCGGCGUCGCCACGGGCGAGAUGUGCCAGAACCGCGUCGUCUUCAAGCAGCUCAUUGUCUCGGGCGCCAUUGACGUGUGCCAGAUUGACGCCUGCCGCAUGGGCGGCGUCAACGAGGUGCUGGCCGUGCUGCUCAUGGCCAAAAAGUACGGCGUGCCCAUUGUGCCGCACUCUGGCGGCGUCGGUCUGCCCGAGUACACGCAGCACCUGAGCACCAUUGACUACGUCAGCGUCAGCGGCAAGCGCUCCGUCCUCGAGUACGUCGACCACCUGCACGAGCACUUUUUGCACCCUUCCGUCAUCAAGGACGGCUACUACCAGACCCCCACCGAGCCCGGCUACAGCGUCGAGAUGAAGGCUGAGAGCAUGGACCGCUUCUCGUACCCCGGCGAGCAGGGCGUGAGUUGGUGGAAGAGCGAUGAGGCCAAGCCCAUCUUGGAGGGUGAGAAGUACUAG
Molecule: messenger RNA, 1353 nt
Organism: Pestalotiopsis fici W106-1
Lineage: Eukaryota; Fungi; Ascomycota; Sordariomycetes; Amphisphaeriales; Sporocadaceae
Product: Mitochondrial enolase superfamily member 1
Exons: 2
Coding region: 1-1353 (450 amino acids)
Biological process (GO): amino acid catabolic process; carbohydrate catabolic process
Molecular function (GO): magnesium ion binding; L-fuconate dehydratase activity
Source: RefSeq, a predicted model, not a curated record